AUGAGCUUCGAGCACCGUGACCGGAUGCUCGAAGGCAUCGGAUGGAAGGCAAGAGGGGAUCGGGUGCCGGAGUUUCCAAAUCCACGUCCUUUUUUUCCAAGACUGAAGCAUUCUAUCAAAUUGAUACCGCUUUUUGUUAGGGUGGCCCUCCAUACAUUCGUCGAGUGGUGGAAUGGACGAGAGGCGUUCAUAGAUAUUUUCAAUGUAUUCCGGCAUUUUACUUAUACAGGUGUCCCCUUAGGAGGAAUUGGAAGUGGUUCUAUCGGAACUGAUUUCCGUGGCGGGUUCAAUCGUUUCUCGAUCAUACCUGGAAUCAAAGAACAGACGGAAACUCAAAAAUGCAAUCAGUUCAUUGCAUCAGUACACUCGAAGAAGACGUUUGAGCUCAUCUACCAGUCGAUUUUGUCAUGCGCCGAGUUUCCAGCUACAGUACUCCCGAAAUGGGAUACGACAAUCCCGGCGGAAGAUGUAAGGUAUCGAGGAUUGUUUCCACGGGGUUGGCAAGAGUUUCGACUUGGCUCUUCUGGGAUUACUGUAGUCAUCGAGAGCUUGUCACCAGUGAUUCCUGGAGACUACUCGGAUUCUUCAUUGCCAUUGGCUAAUUUUGAUUUCCACGUGUUCAAUGAUUCACCAGAAGAGGUCGAGGUCUCGAUUACACUGGCGUUCAGAAACGGGACAGGGAAUCGGAAAUGGAAUGAUGAGCAUCUGUGCCAAAGCCAAAAAGUGCAAAGAGACACCAUGGUAGUCCGUACUCUCUCUCAUACCGUGAAAGGUAUGACAGUAACUUAUGCAAUUGGUACAGAGGAGAAAAAUGGGGCAAAGGUAACCACUUGCCUUUUCGACCCGAAUGGUACUGGAGGUAGACUAUGGAGUGAUCUGGAGGCAUAUGGACAUCUGUCGUCCUACGACCACUUGCCACCCAAGCCCAAGGAGCUCGGUAUCGCAGUGUGCUCCUCGUUCUUUGUCCCACCAGAUGGCAGUCAUACCACUCAAUUCUCACUGUCCUGGUACAUGCCACAAGUUCACUUUGGAACUGCCGAGCGGUUUUAUAACCGAAGAUACGGUCGAUUCUUCAGCGGGCCUGACGCUGAUGAAGUGGCCGCGUCGAUCUGUCGUCACGGGCUUCAGAAUAUGUCGAGGUGGCAAGAAGCGAUUGAGAAAUGGCAGACACCUGUUAUCAACGAUGAGAAAUUACCGGACUGGUAUAGAAGUGCAAUUUUCAACGAGUUGUAUUAUAUAGUGGAUGGAAGCACGGUGUGGUUUGAGUAUGAUCCGGAGUGGAAGACUGAUGAGAGUUUGAUUAGUGAGCACACCGAGAAGCAUUUUAAGGAAUACGGUAGAUUUGGGUACAUGGAGUCCUGGGAGUACUUCAUGCUUAACACUUAUGACGUUCAUUUUUACUCGAGUUGGGCGAUUUUAAAGAAUUGGCCGCAAAUUGAGAUGUCUAUGCAACUAGAUUUCGCCGACCAAGUAGACCGAAUCGAUAAUGGGACCGCUACUUCGCUAGCCGAUGGUGAACAAAUGUCUAUCAAAAGUUAUGACCGAAUCCCGCACGAUAUGGGACAUCCGAAGCAUCGACUUUCAGUGGCCGACCCGUGGCUCCACACGAACGCCUAUAUUCUUCAUGAUACUGGGUGUUGGAAGGAUUUGAAUUUGAAAUUUGUGAUUAGUUGCUAUCGAGACUGGAAGAUGAUUUCGAAUGGGGAUCAGGAAAUAUUAGAAUUUUUUAUUGGAAAGUGCACAAAGAUAGUGGAUGGUGCGCUGGAGAAUUGGGAUAAAGAUCAAGACGGAAUGAUUGAAAACGAUGGGUUCGCUGAUCAAACUUAUGAUAUCUGGAAGAUGACUGGCACCAGCGCAUACUGUGGAUCUCUAUGGCUCGCAGCUCUUACUUGCUAUAUCCAAAUGCUUAAAAAGGCGGGCUCCCCCACUAAAUAUUACGAUGAAAAACUUCUCAUGGCUUACGAAGCGUACACUGCAAAGUUAUGGAAUGGAAAGUUCUUCAAAUUCGAUGAGCUCCCGGACAACUCGAAAAUAGUGAUGGCAGAUCAACUCUGUGGAUUCUGGGCGUUGGCAGCAAUGGAUGAGCCGGUGCAGGUGUCUGAGGAGAAGAUGAAGUCGGCGCUAGAGACUAUUUUCAAGUAUAAUGUGCAGAUGUAUGAUGGUGGAAAGUGUGGAGCGGUCAAUGGUUAUUUAACUAGCGAGCGAGUGGAUGGGUCUAGCAUUCAAAGUGAGGAAGUGUGGGCUGGGAUUACCUAUGCGUUGUCUGCGAUGAUGAUUGAGAAGGGAAUGGACGAAAUGGCGUUCAAAACUUCGGAAGGGCUAUUCGACUCUAUCUGGAAUCGGUUCCCUCUGCAAUUUCAGACUCCAGAAGCGAUCACUUCAGAUGGAAUGUACAGAGCACUCGGCUACAUGAGACCCCUUUCUAUUUGGGCUAUUCAGCACGCUCUGGAGAAGAGGAACCGAAAAUAA
Caenorhabditis remanei is the source of this 2469-nucleotide messenger RNA. RefSeq lists its product as uncharacterized. Gene Ontology annotation, molecular function: glucosylceramidase activity; beta-glucosidase activity. The record is from RefSeq and is a predicted model, not a curated record. Gene Ontology annotation, biological process: glucosylceramide catabolic process; carbohydrate metabolic process. Gene Ontology annotation, cellular component: membrane. NCBI's taxonomy places the organism in Eukaryota, Metazoa, Nematoda, Chromadorea, Rhabditida, Rhabditidae. The transcript is spliced from 11 exons. Bases 1 to 2469 code for a protein of 822 amino acids.